UAAAGUUUACGACAUCACAGUGCAUUUCAGGUUACAAACACACGACACAAGAAGUAUUAUAUAUUAUGAAACAUACGUAGACGUCAGAAAGUGUUAACAGGAUAUCAUAAUCUAUUGCUGGUUUUAAAAACCAGCCGGACUUCGAAUAUAUAUUGUUAAAUUAAAUUGAACAUUGAGAAAGGUGAACAAUAUUCUAAUUUUAAAUUAAAUCAGCACACCUGUCCCUUUAGAAUGUAGUUAUCAACAAUGUCGGCACUGUAACUUAUAGUAAACAGAUAGGAAGCUGGCACAGCGAACACAAGUAGUUAAUCAGAUUUAUCCUAAUCAAUAGUCAACACUCGACGGUAUAGAAUUCAUAUUUAUCAAUUUAUUAUUAUAAUAAAUAUAAUAUAAAUAUAUUAAUAUUAUACACUAAUAUUUGAUAUUAUUAGAAUUUUAUCUUCAUCGCUAAUGGUGUAGAGUGUGUACUACUGUAGAUCUAUAUGCUGCGCCACAAAGUACCAUAUGAAGUAGCGAGUAUGACUAUUUGUUGAACAUAACAUUAUAAUAUUAUUUACUUAAAUAUUUUGACCUUGACUAGAGGUUAUAUUAUUAUUAGUCAUUACUUGUUGAGUAUAAAGAUAACAGAAAUAAUCGUGGAUGCAUUAACGUAUUUAAUAAUAUAUAAUUGACAGUGAAAAUUAUAUCAAAAUAUAAACAGUUAUUAAUCCAGAAAUUAACAUCUAAAGAACAAAUAUUUAUAAAGUUUUUCGCAAUGUUUUCAAAUUGUGUAAUUACUAGAAAUAUUCAUCAUAGUUGUAAAUUAUUAAUUGUUGGUGGAGGUUCUGGAGGAUGUACGAUGGCAGCUAAGCUCUCAAAAUAUGAACGUGAUGUGAUCAUACUAGAGCCUAAUGACACACACUACUAUCAACCUAUGUUUACAUUGAUUGGUGGUGGUAUGAAAACUAUAUCCCAGUCCCGUUCUUCUACAAAAUCAGUAAUUCCAAAAAAUGUGAAUUGGAUCCAAGACAAAGUCAAAAGUUUUAAUCCAAAAGUAAAUAUUGUAACAACAUCAAAUGGAGACACAAUUAAUUAUGACUAUAUGGUGGUAUCUAUUGGAUUACAAUUUAAUUAUGAUCAAAUCAUUGGCUUAAGAGAAGCUCUUGAUAAAAAAGAUAGUGGAGUAUGUACGAACUACUCAUCUCAAUAUGUGGAAAAAACUUAUCAGAUUUUGCAGAAUUUCAAUGGUGGAAAUGCAAUAUUUACAUUUCCCAAUACACCAAUUAAAUGUGCUGGAGCUCCUCAAAAAAUUAUGUAUAUUACUGAAGACUAUUUAAGAAGAAAAGGUAAAAGAAACAAUGCCAAUAUUAUAUAUAAAACAUCCACACCUGCAAUAUUUGGAGUUAAAAAAUAUGCACAGAAAUUACAACAAAUAUGUAAUGCACGCAAUAUUUCAGUUGGUACAAGGCAAAAUUUAAUAAAAAUAGAUUCUACCCAAAACAAAGCCACUUUUCAAUUUCUUGAUGAACCAAAUAAAACCGAAUCAAUAGAAUAUUCUAUGCUUCAUGUUACUCCACCAAUGGGUCCACCAGAUGUUCUAAUAAAAUCUAGUCUCAGUAACAGUACUGGGUACUUAGAUGUUGAUCCUUAUACAUUACGUCAUAAUGUAUAUGGGAACAUAUUUGGAAUUGGAGAUUGUACAAGUUGUCCAACAUCAAAAACAGGAGCUGCAGUAGCAGCACAAAGUAUUAUCGUUCUUAAAAAUAUGAUAAAUGUGAUGAAUGGUAAGAACAUCAAAGAUAAAUAUGACGGAUACACAUCUUGUCCAUUAGUAACUGGAUAUAGCAAAUGCAUUCUAGCAGAAUUUGAUUAUAACCUAAAGCCGUUAGAAACAUUUCCAAUAAAUCAAGGGAAUGAGUUACGAAGCAUGCUUUUACUGAAAAAACAUGCACUACCAUUUAUUUACUGGAAUAUAAUGCUUAAAGGUUAUUGGAAUGGUCCUAAAAUGAUAAGAAAAAUCAUGCAUUUUGGUCUCGAUUAGAUUAAGAAAAAUUAUAAUGUAGUUAAAUAUAAAUACUUAUCAUGGAUAAAUAAAAUAACUAUUAUUUUGGGGGCA
This is a messenger RNA of Melanaphis sacchari, 2095 nucleotides long. RefSeq names its product sulfide:quinone oxidoreductase, mitochondrial (gene Sqor). The transcript has 2 exons. The record is from RefSeq and is a predicted model, not a curated record. NCBI's taxonomy places the organism in Eukaryota, Metazoa, Arthropoda, Insecta, Hemiptera, Aphididae. The coding region runs from base 755 to 2020 and encodes 421 amino acids. Gene Ontology annotation, cellular component: mitochondrion. Gene Ontology annotation, molecular function: FAD binding; sulfide:quinone oxidoreductase activity.